AUGACAACUGAAAAGAGUUUAGUGGCAGAGGCUGAGACUCCAAAACAGCAGCCGCCAAAAGAGGAGGAGGUAGCUGCUGAAACAGGAAAACAAGAAGCCUCUUUGGAGAAGGCAUCUCAGCAAGCACCUGAGGGGGAUAAUCAAUCAAAGAAGAAACAGAAAGCAUCCAAUGGUGAUACACCCACACGGGAAGACCAGAGCAAGAACAAAGAACGCACUUCCGAAAGUCGAGGCCUGUCACGCCUGUUUUCAUCAUUCCUCAAGAGGCCCAAAUCUCAGGUCUCUGAAGAAGAAGUGAACGAGGCAGAAACGAAAGAAAGUGGUGAAGGCCAGAAAGAGACAGAUAUAGGAGAUGAUCCCAAUGAAGAGAUUCUGCUGAAAGCCCCCAUAGCAGCUCCUGAACCUGAGCUCAGAACCGACCCAUCUUUAGACCUCCAUUCACUCAGCAGUGCAGAAACACAGCCUGCCCAGGAAGAUAGAAGAGAAGAUCAGGAUCAAGAUCAGGAUCAGGAUCCCGAUCAAGAUCAAGAUCCAGAGAACAGGGAUUUGGAGAUUAAGGAAGGAGAAGAGCAAGUGGAGUGCUGUAAUACAGAAGAGAAAAAAGAGAACAAGGCAAAAUCAGACAAAGAAAUAAAAGGUGCUCAGAAGACAGGAAGAAGACCCAGGAACAGCAUGCACUGCAAGGUUUCUUUGCUGGAUGACACCAUUUUUGAGUGUUCUGUGGAUAAACAUGCCAAGGGACAGGAUCUGCUUAAGAAAGUAUGUGAUCACCUCAAUCUUUUGGAAGAAGACUAUUUUGGUCUGGCAAUAUGGGAUACCCCAACCUCCAAGACAUGGUUGGAUGCUGCCAAAGAAAUUAAAAAACAGGUCCAUGGAGGCCCAUGGGAUUUCACUUUCAAUGUUAAGUUUUAUCCUCCAGACCCAGCACAGCUGACAGAGGAUAUAACGAGGUAUUACUUGUGUCUCCAGCUGAGGAAGGACAUAGUCACGAGCCGCCUUCCCUGCUCCUUUGCAACAUUAGCUCUGCUGGGUUCUUACACUAUCCAGUCUGAGCUGGGAGACUAUGAUCCAGAUCUGCAUAGUGCAGAUUAUGUCAGUGAAUUCAAGCUGGCCCCAAACCAGACAAAGGAACUGGAAGACAAGGUCAUGGAACUACACAAAACAUAUAGAUCAAUGACUCCAGCUCAGGCUGAUUUGGAAUUUCUUGAGAAUGCCAAAAAGUUAUCAAUGUAUGGAGUCGACCUUCACCAAGCAAAGGACUUAGAAGGAGUGGAUAUCACUUUGGGAGUCUGUUCCAGUGGCCUUCUUGUCUAUAAAGAUAAGCUGAGAAUCAAUCGCUUCCCUUGGCCCAAAGUCCUGAAGAUUUCUUACAAACGCAGCAGCUUUUUUAUUAAAAUUCGACCUGGGGAGCAUGAGCAGUAUGAAAGUACAAUUGGAUUCAAGCUUCCUAGUUAUCGUGCAGCCAAGAAACUAUGGAAAGUUUGUGUUGAGCAUCACACAUUUUUCAGGCUAACGUCCACUGAAGCAAUUCCCAAGAGCAGGUUCUUGGCACUGGGCUCUAAAUUCCGCUACAGCGGUCGGACUCAGGCCCAAACAAGGCAGGCUAGUGCUUUGAUUGACAGACCUGCACCACAGUUUGAACGGACAGCAAGUAAACGGGCCUCUAGAAGCCUUGAUGGGGCUAAACGUACCUCUCAAAAAAUUGCGUUCAUACUCGUAGAGGAAGAGAAGCAGGAGGAUGUGGUGUGUGUUGGGGUUCCGGAAUCAGAGCCUGUGGAACAAAUUCGAGAGAAGCCAGCUAAAGAUGGCCUUGAGAAUAUUGAAAAGAAACAAAUAGUGACCAAGGAGGAGGUCAGCUUGGAAGUUCCUGUUGCAGAAACAAAAUUAGUGGAACCAUUAAAAAUACAUUCAGCUCAUGAAAAGUUUGACAUAAGCACAAUAAAAGAAGAGGAGAAAGAAGAAAAAACAGUUGUGGUGCACGAUCUAGAACAAAAGUCACUAUUACUUGAACCGAUUCAGGAGGAGUCAGCAGUGGCCGUGGUUACACCUGACCGAAGCACACGCCCUACAUCUGCACCAGCUAUUGCUCAGAGCCAUGUGAUCGAACCUACUCCACCAGCUGUAUCUGAUAACAAGGAACCAGCAGUUACUAAAACAGAGAAGGAGACACAGAGAAAAGAAUUAAAACAUGAAGAAACGUUACCAGAGAAGCCCAAAACUGAGCCUGCUGAAGAUUUCCAGAAAAGAUCAAAGAGACUAGAUGGUGAAAACAUUUAUAUAAGACAUAGCAAUUUAAUGUUGGAGGAUCUAGAUAAAACUCAAGAGGAAAUUAAAAAACACCACGCCAACAUCAGCGAGCUGAAGAAAAACUUUAUGGAAUCUGUUCCUGAGCCACGGCCAAGUGAAUGGGACAAACGCUUGUCUACUCAUUCUCCCUUCCGGACCCUGAACAUCAAUGGGCAGAUCCCUACAGGAGUAGAAGGAGUCCAGGUCAAGAAACCCACAUUUCAGUCCUGUGAGAGACAGGUUGGUGGGCCAGAGCCGCCCCUUGUGAAGACUCAGACUGUUACUAUCUCUGAUGUGUCAAGUUCUGUGAAAAGUGAAAUUCCAACUAAAGAAGUUCCUAUUGUCCACACAGAGACCAAGACUAUAACUUAUGAAGCUGCACAGACUGAUGAUGGCAGUGGGGAUUUAGACCCUGGAAUUCUGCUAACUGCUCAGACCAUCACUUCAGAGACCACCAGCAGCACUACCACUACCCAGAUCACAAAGACGGUGAAAGGUGGAAUUUCAGAAACACGAAUUGAGAAAAGAAUUGUCAUCACAGGAGAUGCAGACAUUGAUCAUGAUCAGGUUCUGGUUCAGGCCAUCAAAGAAGCAAAAGAGCAACACCCAGACAUGUCUGUGACAAAGGUGGUGGUCCAUCAGGAGACGGAGAUCGCAGAAUAGCAAGACCAGCUAUAUAUAUAAUUAUAUAUAUGUAUAUCAAGGCAAUGUCUAUUUCAAUCUGAGAAAGGCCACCUGAAAUAUACCAGCAAAACUACAAGGAAACUACCUUGGAGCACCAUGACCUCAAACUUGCCAGAGUUACUUUAUCAGACAUUCUAUCACUUACUACUUGGAGUUGGGCUUUUUGAUGUUUACUUGGGAUUCUCCUCAAUACAGUGGAUCCUUUUUUUUUGAUUAUCAUUUUUAUAUAUUGUGACCGACAGUAUGCCAUACUUUUCACUGUACUGAAGUGUGUUUUUUACAGGUUUUCUUUUUCCUUUUCCUUUUUUUUUGGCAUUCCUUUUCCUAAUACCUAUUUUUUCAACCUGUAUCAUGAAGCUGGAAGUAUCAUAAAGCUUGCUGAAGGGGGUUUCUUUUAACUGCAUUGCCCCCUCAUUGUUGUUAUCCUUCUGCCCCUUGCAUUCUCACUUAGUGAAUUCUCACUCAUUCUUAUAGUGUGGGGAUGUCAAUAAUCUAGAAGUGGAUCUUCUUACUAGGAAAGUCAACAAAUCAGAGUCCAGUUUGUCCAGUUUUUGCUCUCCUCUUGUGACUUGUCCCGAAGUUUUUAUACCGAUACAUACACAUUUAUACAAGGCACUCACAGGUAUGUCUCCCUCUUUUGCGUCUGGAUUUUUCUUGCGUUGUGGACUUGUGAGCCUCUAGAUGCUUCAACAUAGCCAGAAGCUGUGGAGUAAUACAUUCACUACUAUUGCAGUAGGAUGUCUGCAUUGAGAGAGAAUGGAAUUUGCUUCACUUUUAUACUGUGAAUUUUAGAGCUUUUCAGUGAGCUAUGAUAAGGAACCUUUGCCUUCAAACUCCCCACCCCUUUUCUCUCUCAUAUUAUUUUGGACUUCUUGGAAGACUGUAUCAAUCUUAUCUAUCAUUUUUCCCCAUUAAAUCAAACCUAUUAGAAAUGACUUUGUGAGAGGUUUGGACUCUGAAUGCUAUGAAGUAGGGCUGUAACUUGCAGUAAUAGUUUUGGGGUUUUCCCCUCUCCCCCAGUCAUUUGUGUUUUGCUUUGUUUUUUUAGUAGGAUAAGCUUAAUAUUUUGUUGGGUUUCAGAAGCACUAUUUAAACUUAGCACAUUGGCGAGCAUAUUGGCCAGCUGUCCACACAAGGGAUGUAUGAUUUGUAACUGCAGUUUUGAGUCAUCCCUCAGAGAGACAAUCCAAUAUUCUUAAGACUGUAUUCUCUAAGCAGGUGUGAUAUCAAAAACUAGGUUAUUUUCACUGAUGGCUGUUAAAACUCAGGCUAUUUGGAAAGCAGUUAAGCAUAUGUAAUUCUAUCAUUCUAAUGUUCUUUGGUGAGAUGGUAUGAAAGUUCUUUUGGGAUGCACCUAACAGAGCAUACUGCUGCUGCUGGCCGCCCUUCCUUCAUUUUAAUGGGAUUGUGUGGAAUACCUUACCUAAACCUUGCUAAAAUGAGUGGAAGGUGCAGAGCAGCAGGACUUAGUGGAUUGCUCCCUCAGUCUCCUUCGCUGUCAUACUGGAAAGAAUCAACAGAGCCCAGGAUUGACUGCUGCAGGUCUCAGUCACUUAACGCAAAUGUGAUCUGACUUGCUAACAGUGCAGGAUCACAGGAAGACCAACAGUAAAUGGAGGAGGUUGGAUUUUCCUCAAGAUGCAUUAUUUUUAAAUUGAAGCUUUUAACUUGCAUUUGUACACAAAUCAUGUUUUUUUAAAAGUAAACAUGAAUAUUCUAAUUGGACAUGAGAUUCAGUUUCUGUGUAUGUUGCUGCCACUUUUGCGAUGAAUGAGAAGAAUCACCAUUGGAAGAUGUCCUGCUUCUUUCUGGCUGGGCUCUGCCUUCUUGUUUUACUUAGCUGGGCAGUAUUCUCCCCCACCCACCCCCAAUGGCAAAACUAAAACUGCAUACCCAACUCUUCCUUCCAGCAGUAUUUGAAAACUCUGUAAGAUAUACACCAUAAGAGUUGUGAGCAAUAUUAUUUCUGAGAGAAGUGUAAAGCUGAAAUUGUGUCAAGUGUGCCACGUAGCAGGAGCCGUAGAGGGGUAGGCUCUGCUUGUAAGCUUAAUUCUAGGCUCUGAGAAGUGGAAAUUAAAUGCUUUCUGCUGUUUCAGCUAUUAAAAAAGCCAGGCAUAUUGUUAAAAGAAUUUGAAUUCAGUGAACUGAAAACUCCAGUUUACUGUUUGACUGUAACUUUGCUUGCUAGAAUUGUCAUAUCAAAUUUAAUCUUUCUCUCCACCCCACUCUAGACUUGAGUUCAUUUUAAUUUAAGUACUCAAGGCUAUGGACUUAGUUAGAGCUGAGAAGAUUGGUUGGGUCAGGGGAAGGAAUUCAGCACUAUUUGAGUACCUUUGCUCUGAUGUGCGGUGGGGUGCUGGCAGCCAUAGUCAGCUUCCAAAGAUGGCAGCUGCCACUCAGAGGCUACAAUCCUGUGCACACUUAGCUGUUGAGUAAGCCCCACUGAUAACAGUGGUAAUUUCUUCUGACUGAACAUGCCUAGGGCUGGGUUGUGAGGCUUCUUAGGGGGUUUCUUUGGAUCUUUCUCUUUAAUCUCCCCAUAAUCCAUGGAUUUUCUAGAAUUUUAGCAUUUAAUAGAAUUUUAGCACUUUAUAGAUUAUGGAAGAAGACCUUGGAUGUUCUACUUUCUCUACUUCUGGCUCUUUGUAGUUCUUGUGGGUUUUUCACCUCCAGUGUUUUCACCUCUAAUGUUAAAAACAUGAAACAGCAGUCUUACAAGAGUUUCUUCUCCCUAAAGGAAAGAGGACCAAAUCCUGGUUUAGCUUUUUGAUCAUCAGAAUGGGGUCCUUUCUCUCUUUCACCAGUGGGGAAAAAGUCUGCUAGGAUCCAAUUUAGAAUCUUACUGGUGUAAUUCAGCAAUGUGUCAUUUGAACACAAGUGAAGCUGCCUUAUAAGGAAUCAAACCAUUGGUCCAUCAAAGUCAGUACUCAAACUGGCAG
Gekko japonicus is the source of this 5909-nucleotide messenger RNA. It is a transcript of the gene EPB41, whose product is annotated as erythrocyte membrane protein band 4.1. Gene Ontology annotation, molecular function: structural molecule activity; actin binding. The coding region runs from base 1 to 2949 and encodes 982 amino acids. The transcript has 22 exons. NCBI's taxonomy places the organism in Eukaryota, Metazoa, Chordata, Lepidosauria, Squamata, Gekkonidae. The record is from RefSeq and is a predicted model, not a curated record. Gene Ontology annotation, cellular component: plasma membrane; cytoskeleton. Gene Ontology annotation, biological process: cortical actin cytoskeleton organization.